Messenger RNA from Polypterus senegalus (gray bichir), 1372 nucleotides. RefSeq names its product interferon gamma 1 (gene ifng1). Gene Ontology annotation, molecular function: type II interferon receptor binding. The transcript has 4 exons. Gene Ontology annotation, cellular component: extracellular region. Gene Ontology annotation, biological process: immune response. The coding region runs from base 109 to 642 and encodes 177 amino acids. The record is from RefSeq and is a predicted model, not a curated record. Lineage: Eukaryota; Metazoa; Chordata; Cladistia; Polypteriformes; Polypteridae.
UCGAAGAAGCUAUUUAAUCUAAAGGAUAAUUCUUCAGUUUUUUCUCUUGAUUAAUUAAAAGCUUUUACAGUUUCAUCUCAAAAGAGCAGUGGCUAAAGGCAAAGACAAAUGACUUCACUACAGCUUUGGUUAUUUUUUGGUGUUAUCUGUCUUUUUAAAUUGGGAAGCACUUUUUCUUUGGAGCGAAUCUCUCCAAGCGUAAAAAAUGACAUACGGAAUCUCAACAAUUAUUAUAAAACUGACGACCCCAGUUUGUUCCAGGAUGGUGCACUCUUCCUCAAUUACCUCACCCAACCAGAGAGCUUGGAAAGUGAAGAAAAGGUGCUUUUUAAAGAAACAGUUCGUGUGUAUAUUGAUAUCCUGAAGGUGAUGAUGAACAGCACCACUGGACAGCAGCAAAUUCAAGACAGCCUUCAAAACCUUUCAAAUGAGCUGGAAAGUUUAUUGAAAAGUCUGAAUGGAGAAACUCAUCUAAAAGAAAACCUUCAAAAGCUCUGGAAAAUUGAGACACGUGACCGAAUGGUUCAAAGAAAAGCAGUAUUUGAACUCCAGCAGGUGCUAGCUAAGGCUCUGAAUUUGCAAGCAAAGCAAAAUUUAAAAAGGAGGAGGCGAAGGCAAAACACAUCCAGAAUUCAACACUGAUGUUGAUGCUCUUCCUAUAGUUCUAUAUUUAUAUUUAUUUAUUUUUUUAACUUAUAUAGGUAUUUAUUUAACUUAAUUUGUAACCUGAUUGUACUUGAAAUUAAAAUGCAUCAUUGAUUAUAGGCAAGCAAUGUGGUGCAGCAGUUAAUGCUUUGGACUUGUAACCCCGAGGUUGUAGGUUAAAACCCUACCACCGUAUGACCCUGCGCAAGUCACUUCGCUUGCCGGUGGUCGAAUUAGGACUGGGCAAUGUAACCUCAAAUUAAUACCAUGAUUAAAUUAACAUUUUACCUCAAUUACAAUUAAUGAAUGAUUAUUUUGCUUUUUUUUUCCCCUAAUAGUUCACUAACAAGGAUUGUCCUGUAUUUUGUUCAACUAUUAAACCUGGGUUUUUUUUUUCUAAUGAAAGAAUGCAUAUCUUAUCUUUGUGAUUUUAAAAUAAUUGAAGGAAACAUACAGAGAUAAAGUAUUUAUGGUUCAGCUCUUGUUGCACCUCCACUAAUGUCUUCUUUUGUUCCCAGCUAUAGGAAAAAACACUGACUAUGUUUUUGCACACCCCUCCUACCCUCCUUAUACGUUCCACACAUUGAGCUUUCAUUGCAUUUUCUGAAGUAAAUACAUAUUAACAAAUUAUUAUAUUAUUGAUGGUUUCACGUAUACCUGAAGAUAUUACAGACCAUAUAGCUGAAGAUAGAUAGAUAAAUAGAUAGAUAGAUAGAUAGAUAGAUAG